Molecule: messenger RNA, 750 nt
Organism: Dictyostelium purpureum
Lineage: Eukaryota; Evosea; Eumycetozoa; Dictyosteliales; Dictyosteliaceae
Exons: 2
Coding region: 1-750 (249 amino acids)
Source: RefSeq, a predicted model, not a curated record
AUGAUGAUGAAAUUUUUAGCUUUAAUUGUUUUAUUACUUGCUGUAUUCAACUCUGCCUCAGCCAGAAAACAAAAUGUUCAUUUUGAUUUCUGCCCAACUUGUGUUGAUUUUUUAAAUAAAGAUUUAGGUGAUCUUGAAAAAAUUCUUUCAGGUGGUGUCCUCGGUAGUUGUUCAAAAGUCUGUUCAUUACUCCCAGCCCAAUCCGAACAAGCUAUUUGCGAUUUACUUUGUUCAAUUGUUGGUAUUGAUGAAUUCCUUAAAAUCUUCAACGAAUUAAACAUCGAUCCAGUUUAUUUAUGCGAAAGACUCACUGUUUGCCCAGUUAAACCAGGUGCCAACGGUACUGUUCUCGAUGUUGCUGUUCAACCAUCAUCAGGUCCACACGGUACUACCUUCACCAUUGGUGUUGCUUACCAAGUUCUCAGCGAAUUAGGUACUGCUGAAAUUGCUUUUGUUGUUACCGAUCCAACUGGUACCAACGGUUUCGGUGAUGCUGAACUUUUAGUUUCAACUGCUGUUGGUAACUACAAUGCUCAAUUCCAAUUCCAAGCCACUCCAUCUGAAGGUGAAUCUUUCCCAGAAGGUGUCUACCAAGUUCAAGUUUUACUCUGUGAUGGUGCUUGUGGUACCAAACACGGUUCAACUUACAACUUUUUAACCACUAACUUUACUAUUACUGCUGGUGGUUCAGGUAACAGCGGUUCAAUUACUGGUGGUUCAGGUAGCGGUUCAGGUGCUGCUUUCUAUUAA